AUGCUCCGAUCAAGCUUCUUGUAUGGUGUAAAUUUCAAUACAUAUAUAUGUGAUUGUUUGCUGGCUCGUAGAUCGAUCGGUAGUCCUGUCGUAGACUGGCAAGCCAAGAUGGGUGACGACGGCAAGUCUGUAACGGUUAAAACGCCUCGGGUUUCGAUCGCCGAAGGCUCUGCCUAUGAGAUGGGCAAUAUAGCAUCGAAUAUUCGCUAUGUGCAGUCAAAGACAGGCGCUGGCGAAGUCAAUUACAUCAAUUCUGCAACAUCGGUCAAUGAUAAUCAGCUGUUGGCUGAGAUUGGUUAUAAACAAGAGCUGAAGCGUCAGUUUUCGACACUGCAAGUGUUCGGUGUUGCGUUUUCGAUUAUGGGGCUGCUGCCCUCGAUAGCGUCUGUUAUGGGAGGUGGUCUCGCCGGGGGACCUGCCACGCUGGUUUGGGGUUGGUUCGUUGCGGCUCUUUUCAUUCUUAUGGUGGCGAUCACGAUGGCUGAGAACGCCAGCGCCAUUCCAACGGCUGGCGGAUUGUACUACUGGACAUAUUACUAUGCACCCAAAGGCUACAAGGAAGUCAUCUCAUUCGUGAUUGGGUGUUCCAACUCUUUGGCCCUCGCGGCUGGCGUUUGCUCCAUCUCGUACGGGUUUGCCCUGGAGGUACUUGCCGCAGUGGUUAUUUCUAGAGAUGGGGACUUUGAAGUCACCAACGGCAAGGCUUACGGGAUUUUUGCGGCCGCAGUUGUUGCCAUGUGUUUACUGACCUGUAUGGCGUCUUCCGUGGUGGCACGUCUUCAAAUUGUGAGCAUUGUAUCAAACGUUUUCAUCAUGAUCCUGCUGUUUAUAGCGUUACCUAUUGGUACAAAGAUCAACCGAGGUGGAUUCAACGAUGGUAACUUCAUUUUUGGUAACUAUCACAAUUUCAGCGAUUGGAACAACGGCUGGCAGUUCUGCUUGGCAGGGUUUAUGCCGGCUGUCUGGACGAUCGGUUCAUUUGACUCCUGCGUACAUCAAUCGGAAGAAGCGAAGGAUGCCAAGAAAUCAGUUCCGAUUGGUAUUAUUGCGUCAGUUCUAGUCUGCUGGAUUCUGGGUUGGCUGCUUAUCAUUUGCAUUAUGGCUUGCAUGAAUCCAGACGUUGAGACGGUGUUAGGCACCGAUUUUGAGAUUGUCCUUGCGCAAAUUAUCUUCGAUUCGUUAGGAAAGAAGUGGGCCGUUGCGUUUAUGGCAUUGAUUGCAUUUUGUCAAUUCUUGAUGGGAGCCUCUAUUGUUACUGCCAUCUCAAGGCAGGUUUGGGCAUUUGCUCGUGAUGAUGGUUUGCCCUUUUCAAAGUACAUUAAGAUUGUCAACAAAAGGUAUUCAGUUCCAUUCGUAGCCAUUAUUGCCGCUUGUGCUGCUUCAUUGGCUUUGGGUCUACUCUGCUUGGAUGGUCCUGCAGCAGCAGCAUUGUUUAGUUUAGCUGUUGCAGGUAAUAAUUUGGCCUGGUCAACACCCACCUUUCUCAGAUUGACGUUUGGUAGGGACUUAUUUAGACCAGGACCUUUUUACUUGGGUAGCUUCUGGUCACCCAUUGUCGCUUGGUUCGGUGUGAUAUAUCAAGCUUUCAUCAUCAUUCUGGUCAUGUUCCCAUCUCAACAACAUGGUUUAACAGACAAAACCAUGAAUUAUGCUUGUGUCAUCGGCCCAGGUAUCUGGAUUCUGUCCUGGAUUUAUUAUGUCACUUACAGAAGGAAGUAUUUCCAUGGUCCGAAAUCCAAUAUUUCAGAUGAAGACUAUAAUGACGCUGUAGGUGAGGAUCUGAUCGAGGAGAUAUUGUCACGAAAGGAUGUGUGA
This is a messenger RNA of Torulaspora globosa, 1815 nucleotides long. RefSeq names its product Uga4p (gene UGA4). Lineage: Eukaryota; Fungi; Ascomycota; Saccharomycetes; Saccharomycetales; Saccharomycetaceae. Gene Ontology annotation, cellular component: membrane. The coding region runs from base 1 to 1815 and encodes 604 amino acids. Gene Ontology annotation, molecular function: transmembrane transporter activity. The transcript has a single exon. The record is from RefSeq and is a predicted model, not a curated record. Gene Ontology annotation, biological process: transmembrane transport; amino acid transport.